AUGUCCACCCCCACUCCCCGUCUCGCCCUCGUAACCGGCGCCAACGGCUACAUAGGCGCCCGCACUGUCGGCGCCUUCCUCUCCGCCGGCUGGUCAGUCCGCGGCACAGUCCGCGACCUCUCCAGCAGCACCUCGGCGGCGCUAGCCGCGCACCUAGCUUCCUACAUCGCCUCCGGCCGCCUCGAGCUCGUCAGCGUGCCGGACAUCACCACCCCCAACGCCUUCGACGCCGCCAUGCGGGGCGUGACCGCCGUCGCGCACCUCGCCUCGCCCGUGGUGCUCGACAGCGACGACCCGGACUACGUGCUGGGGACGGCGGUGGGUGGCACCCUAGGGGCGCUGGAGUCGGCGCUGCGGGCGUCCUCCGAGUCCUCCGAGUCCAAGGGGUUGCUGAAAAGUUUCGUGCUCAUGUCCAGCAUCGUAGCGGUCGGGUUCAGCGGAUCAGACGGCGUCGUCACGGAGGCGGACUGGAACACCGAGGUCGAGGAGGCGAUGAGCCAGCAGGGCGCCGCCGAGGCGCGCGGGAUGAACGUCUAUGUGGCGAGCAAGAUCGCGUCGGAGCGCGCGCUGUGGAAGUGGGUUGCGGAGAAGAAACCCGCCUUUGCGACUUCGGCUGUGAAUCCUGUCUGGGUCGCCGGCCCGCCCCUCUACCUCCCGCUCUCCGCAGACCAGAUUCACGGGACGAACCAGUUCAUCUGGCAGGUCCUCUCGGGCCAGGAGUACCCGCCGGGCCCGCCGGGCUACGGCACGCACGUCGACGUCCGAGACGUUGCGAGAUUGAGCGUAUUCGCGGCUGAGCACCCAGAUAUCGUCGACGGACAGCGGUACAUUGCCGGUGGCAACGGCAACUUCGGCGUCCCGCAGGCUGCGGCUGAUGUCCUACGCGAGGCGUACCCGGACCGCCGCGAUGUGAUCAAAAAGGGGACGCCCGGACAGGGGUACGAGCCCCGCUGGGCGUCUCCCCCUAAUGUGCCCAAGAUCGUAUCGGAUAAGGCUGUUGCUGCAACGGGUCAGUCUUGGAUCCCGUACGAUAAGAUGGUUCUGGAUGCGGCGAAGAUGUUUGAGGCGUUCUUGUAG
This is a messenger RNA of Anthostomella pinea, 1077 nucleotides long. The record is from the annotation of a GenBank genome assembly. Lineage: Eukaryota; Fungi; Ascomycota; Sordariomycetes; Xylariales; Xylariaceae.